GGCAUACUCGAGGCACCACGAAUCUGAUCAAGAUGCCGCUGUCUCAGUCAGCUACAGAGAAGGAGACGUUGGAUGAGUACUUGCUGGCUGAAGAGUGAGGGACCUGCUCAAUGCUGCUGAGUUCUUCACAAAGACACCGCUACACGCAACACCACGCUCAUCCUCCUUUGCUCUGUUCGUCAGUUCAGCUCUUGCUCAUCAGUCUCAGCACACAGCUACACUCGCUACUACAGACUCACAAGCAUGCAUCUCAUCAGCAUCACAAACAUCCUGGGACUCGCUGGCUUCGGCAUGCCCUCCAUCUCAGCCCAGUCUAGCACUACGGACAUGUCCAGCACAAUCGCAGUACCUUCCCAGACAAUCACAACAGCAACUGUAGCUCUCCAACCAGACGAUAGCAUCCGCAAUGCACAGGGACAGACUGCGACUGCGCAGUUUCCAGUAGAGACACUCGCACCUGGCUUCACUCGUCAGAUAUCCGUCUGCUAUCAGUAUGUCAAGAUGACAACAGAAUGCGAUGGUAGCGUCGGUAUUGAAGUCAACCUCCGUCCGUUCCCUGCACUACCACCAGGUGAUCGAUUCACCUUCUACCUGACGCGUGGAUCCCUCGUCAAUGGAGACUGCAAUGCCACUGGUCCUGUGAUUCGUCAUGGAGAACUAUCAGCCAUGGUAGGCGGUAUUCCUGCACUCUCCGACCCGUACGCAGCAACUUUCGUGACACCCUAUCUCAGCUUCGAUACAAAUGAUGCGGCAGUGUUUGUGGGAGGCACGAUCUUGGUGGUUGCACGUCCUGAUGGUGUCCCAGUGACGUGUGCGCCUGUCGAGGUGAUGACACCCUACAUUCCAUACGUGGCAAACAUGACACAAUCACUGUGCGUCUCUGUGGCAAGCAGCAGUAUGCGUACGGUGGCUAUGAAGACUGGGAGCGGUACACAAGCACAACAAACAGGCACACGCACAGGCACGGGUGUAGGAAGUGGUGACAUGGGAUUCGGUGCUGGGUUGGUCUCUUCUGCUGCUGCUGGCUUUUCGGCAUCCUCGUCGAGUGGCAGAGUGACGGGUGGUGCGCUGGUGAUUGUGUUGCUGUUCCUGGUGGGCGUGAGUGUGGUGUAGUCUUCUUCUUUUUUGUACUCUCAAACUUGAUUAUUUGCCAGACACCACAACGCUCAAUACUUUCAGCUCGUUGCUCUCAUCGUCUGCUCUACUCUGCUCUACUCUGCUCUACUCUGCUCUCAUCUUCCUCUCUGCUCUGCUCUGCUCUCUGCUUCUCUGUACACGCUUAGUAUGCACUGCGUCAGACACUACCUCGCUCUUCUCUGCGUGGCCUCAGGCGGCUCUGCUUUCUUCACGCUCUCUCUACUGCUCUCUACUACGCUUCAACAUCGUCCAUGGUGAGAUACUCUUGCUCGUAGUACCGCAUGAAGCAUUCUGUUUGGCAUUCGCAAGACUUCGCCACGCCAUUCAGCGGACUCUGGCUAUACCAGCGACGAUGAAUGGAGGAGAAGUCUUGUCGUAAUUGCUUCACUCAGUGCUUUUGCCGCUCUACAAUUUCCGCGAGACCAUGCUGACG
This is a messenger RNA of Protomyces lactucae-debilis, 1570 nucleotides long. RefSeq lists its product as uncharacterized. NCBI's taxonomy places the organism in Eukaryota, Fungi, Ascomycota, Taphrinomycetes, Taphrinales, Protomycetaceae. The record is from RefSeq and is a predicted model, not a curated record. The transcript has 2 exons. The coding region runs from base 244 to 1113 and encodes 289 amino acids.